Molecule: messenger RNA, 600 nt
Organism: Mucor velutinosus
Lineage: Eukaryota; Fungi; Mucoromycota; Mucoromycetes; Mucorales; Mucoraceae
Exons: 4
Coding region: 1-600 (199 amino acids)
Biological process (GO): translational initiation
Cellular component (GO): cytoplasm; eukaryotic translation initiation factor 4F complex
Molecular function (GO): translation initiation factor activity; RNA 7-methylguanosine cap binding
Source: RefSeq, a predicted model, not a curated record
AUGAACAACACAGCAUCCUUCGAAACAGCAGAUGAAACUCGGUUUAAUGAGGAGAAAUCACACGCGCUUCAUUAUGGGUGGGUUUUUUGGUUUAUGCACCGUUCUCCAGGAGAGAAAAUCACAAAUUAUGAGGGUGCCAUGAAGAAGAUUGCAACAUUCAAUACGAUUGAGGAAUUUUGGGCUGUGUAUAGUCAUCUUCGUCGCCCCAGUGAAUUGCCCAAUAUCAGUGAUUAUCAUUUAUUCAAAGAAGGCGUUCGACCUGUUUGGGAGGACAAUGUAAAUAUCAAUGGUGGAAAGUGGAUUGUUAGAAUCAAAAAGGGAUUGGCAAGCAGAUAUUGGGAGUCGUUAGUAUUAGCCAUUAUUGGAGAUCAAUUUGACGUGAAAGACGAGAUUUGCGGUGCGGUCUUAUCCAUCAGAGGAUCAGAGGAUAUCAUUUCAAUUUGGAAUAAGACAUCCUCCAACGGAAAGAUCAAUCUCAAGAUUAGAGAUACAAUCAAAAAGCACUUGAAUUUACCAUCAGAAACAACAAUGGAAUACAAAACCCACAACGAUGCGCUUCGAGACAACAGCAGUUUCCGCAACACAGAUGUGUUUCGAUGA